AAGUUUUUCCAGAAAAGCGGCUGAUUUUCCGGAAAAACUGGCCAGUCUAGACACAGCCCUCUUGCCACCUGCUUUCCUCCCACUCAUUAACUUGCCUUCCAGACAGCCUGGCUCUUCCUUCCUGCCUGUUCUUUAGAAUCAGGCUCCAUGAUCCUGGAGGGGUAGGGGUUUCAACUAAGUGACUUCUUCCUGCCCUAGAAGUUCCUCUGAGUCACGACACUCCUUGAAGCAUGAAGACAUAAACAUCCAUGUAUGAACAGUAUGAUGCAUCUAACCUGUCUAUAAAACUGAUGAAAUCUCCUAGGAAACAAGGCAAAAAGUAAAAAGGCCCCAUACGUCCGUGUUUCCCCCCUCCCUAAAACACACAAGAUACUUGAGGCCCCAGCCUCCAUCUGCUGCCCUUUGUAGUUCAUUAGGUUUUUUUUUUCUUUAUCUGCAACAACAGCAGCCUGUUGUCAACAAGGUUAAACAAACAACCUGCUGAUAAAAUGACUUCCAGGUUGCUCUUUCCAAGGCCAGAGUUUACAGGCUGUUUUGCUACUGGUCUCUUGCUCCAGACAAGGUCUGUGUGUGUGUGUGAACUCUUUGGCAAUGACACCUGUCAUAUAGCAUUGCAUGAUUACACACCUGGGGCCUUGGUGCCAUGGUACGGGCUGGGUUAAUGACUUUGUUUAUACUGUUGGGUAAUCCAGAUAAGAAAGCCACUCAAUCUGCCAUCCCAUCCCAUCCUCCUGGCCCUAACUGGCACUUUCAUUGAGAAAACCUUUAUCUGCACCAGUGGAAGCUCCACUUCCCCAGCCAAUCAGUACUGAGUUGAGUUGUUUUUCAAUGAACGGUGCUUAGUUAAAGAGAGGUCAAGGCUGCUAAGGGGGUGUUUCACUUAGAGUCUUAUAAAUAGAGCCAGGAAUAACAGCCAAAGGUAUAAGAGAGGUGACCGACCUGGGAGCAGCAGGCUGCAGUCAGAGAGCUUUGACUGAUACAGCAGCCUUUGCAAGGGACCAGGCGUGCUCACAGAUCCACCCAGCCAGGUGCACAAGAGUCUCAUCCUCCUUGGGACCUGACGGGAUCCACUGGCCAGGCUCAGCAAUGACUACAUGCAGCAUGGAUCUGGACUAUGAGAAAUGCCAGUGCCACAGUGAGGAGAACCAAAAUGCCAUCCUCUACGCCCUCUUGAGCCAGAACCUGAACCACAACUGGGGCAGCCACAGCCCAUCCCAGCAGCGCUGCCUGUGCCAGAAGCGUCGCACCGUCAGCCUCCGGACACCUCAGCUCACCUGCCAGGCAGCCUCAGAUGUCCUUGUGAAAACAGUCAGCUUCAUGAAGAACCUUCCCUCCUUCCAGCUGCUGCCUCGGGGGGACCAGCUGCUGCUUCUGGACAGCUGCUGGGCUCCACUCUUUAUUCUGGGGCUGGUUCAGGAGAUGGUGACCUUUGAGGUGAUGGAAACCCCAGCCCCGAGCAUGCUCAAGAGGAUCCUUCUCGAUGGCCAAAGGAAGAGACAGGAGCCUGAGAGGGCACAGCCCACCUUAGCUGGCGUGAAGAGGCUACAGUGCUGCCUGAACACAUUCUGGGGCCUGGACCUGAGCCCUAAGGAGUAUGCCUAUCUGAAAGGAGCCAUUCUCUUUAACCCUGAUGUCCCAGGUCUCAGAGCCUCUCUGUACAUCGAGAGCCUCCAACGGGAAGCACAGCGAGCGCUCCGAGAAGUCCUAGUGCCCCUGCACCCAGAAGACCAGGGCCGCUUUGCCCGCAUCUUGCUGAUUGCCUCCACCUUGAGAUCCAUUCCUCCUGCACUUAUCACAGACCUCUUCUUUCGACCCAUCAUUGGCAAUGCAGACAUUAUUGAGGUGAUCACAGAAAUGCUGUAUGAAAUAACCAGCCGGCGACUGACUCUUUCGUCACACACAGCCUCUUGAGAGAUCACAUUCAGGGCCACCCUCACAUGCGCCUCCUGAGCACUGAGUUGAGUUUCAAGGGACAAUAACAUUAAUAUGAUGUGGGGAUUUGGUGGGAAAGAUACUGUGGACUUUCAAACACACCUGGUUUUGUGUGUGUAUUUCACUUGGGCUCAGGCAACAGCUUCAGCAGUUGAAAAGUGCAGCUAAGCCACAUUCUAGAACAUAGCUCUUAUUUAUUCAGCCCCUGUACAAACUGAACUCAUAAAGCCAAAUCAUUUCUGAAGUGUGUGUGAUUUUACUAUUUCACUGCACAGUAAAGUAGAAAAAAAAGCAUGGCCAAUGUCCUUGAAACAGUCCUUGCAAAAUAAACCUCUGGGCUGACAUUUUCCCUAGGAAAUAUGCAGAUCAGAGAAGCACUUCUUUGAGAAAGGAGGAGAUUGAAGCCAGGGCUUUGUACAGAAUGGAGUUUCCCAGUUUUACAUGAUAAAAUUUCCAGAGAAAGACUCUGUUACAUACACACACACACUCACAAUCUGAUUUUUAGAUGGGCUCAGCACUCAGUCAGCCUUUUAGAUGUUGCUCAGCACCUCUGAAAACAGGCCUGCAAUAAAUGAUGGCUGUGUCUACACUGGCAAGUUAUUCCGGAAAAUC
Molecule: messenger RNA, 2544 nt
Organism: Pelodiscus sinensis (Chinese soft-shelled turtle)
Lineage: Eukaryota; Metazoa; Chordata; Testudines; Trionychidae
Gene: NR0B2
Product: nuclear receptor subfamily 0 group B member 2
Biological process (GO): negative regulation of transcription by RNA polymerase II; circadian rhythm
Cellular component (GO): cytoplasm; nucleus
Molecular function (GO): transcription factor binding; transcription corepressor activity
Source: RefSeq, a predicted model, not a curated record